This is a messenger RNA of Orycteropus afer afer, 1942 nucleotides long. RefSeq names its product reticulophagy regulator family member 3 (gene RETREG3). Gene Ontology annotation, biological process: reticulophagy. Lineage: Eukaryota; Metazoa; Chordata; Mammalia; Tubulidentata; Orycteropodidae. The record is from RefSeq and is a predicted model, not a curated record.
UGUGGAAGGAAGCGGCCUCCCCCGCCGAAUCUUGCAUCUGCGUACUUGGUGUUAUUGUGACCGUAGGGCCGUGGCCCCGGAUGUUGUGGCUGCCGGGGGGAGAUGGCGGAACCUGAGGGGGUGGCCAUGGCCCCAGGCCCAGCAUGUGGGCCGACUUUUAGGGGCCGCCGUGCUAUGUCAGGCUCCUGGGAGCGGGACCAGCAUGUUGAAGCGGUGCAGCGGGUCCUGGUGGAAGUGCUGGGGCCUUACGAGCCUCUGCUGAGCCGGGUGCAGGCAGCCUUGGUGUGGGAGCGGCCAGCUAGGAGCGCCCUGUGGUGCCUGGGGCUGAACGCAGCUUUCUGGUUUUUUGCACUGACAUCCCUUCGUCUUGUGUUUUUACUUGCAUUCAGCUUGAUGAUUGUUGUGUGUAUAGAUCAGUGGAAGAACAAAAUCUGGCCUGAAAUAAAAGUGCCAAGACCCGACGCAUUAGACAAUGAAAGCUGGGGCUUUGUGCACCCUCGGUUGCUCAGCGUGCCCGAGCUCUGCCACCAUGUAGCUGAAGUCUGGGUUAGUGGGACCAUUUUCAUAAGGAAGCUUUUGCUUUUCAAAAAGCAAAACCCAGGCAAGUUCUGCUUGCUGAGCUGUGGCAUACUGACCUUUUUGGCCGUCUUGGGCGGCUACAUCCCUGGGCUCCUGUUAUCUUACUUAAUGUUUGUCACUGUCAUGAUGUGGCCCCUUGCUGUGUACCACCACCUGUGGGAUCGAGCAUAUGUGCGGCUGAAGCCAGCUCUUCAGCGGCUGGACUUCAGCGUCCGCGGCUACAUGAUGUCCAAGCAGAGAGAAAGGCAAUUGCGCCGCAGAGCCCUGCACCCAGAACGUGCAGUGGACAACCAGAGUGACAGCGAAGAGGAGCUUGCCGCCUUCUGUCCUCAGCUCGAUGAUUCUACUGUUGCCAGGGAACUGGCCAUCACAGACUCUGAGCACUCGGAUGCAGAGGUCUCCUGUACAGACAAUGGCACGUUCAAUCUUUCCAGGGGCCAAACACCUCUAACUGAAGGCUCUGAAGAUCUAGAUGGUCACAGUGAUCCAGAGGAAUCCUUUGCCAGAGACCUUCCAGACUUCCCUUCCAUUAAUGUGGAUCCUACUGGCCUGGAUGAUGAAGAUGACACCAGCAUUGGGAUGCCCAGCUUAAUGUACCGUACGCCACCAGGGGCCGAGGGGCCCCAGGCCCCUCCUGCCAGCCGGGAUGAGGCUGCCCUGCCAGCACUUCUGCUUGGCGCCCUGCCUGCAGGAUCCAACCUCACCAGCAACCUUGCCAGCUUGGUCUCCCAGGGCAUGAUCCAGCUGGCCCUGUCAGGGGCCUCCCAGCCAGGCCCUGCUGGCCCUGCUCCCCGAAGAGCAAGAGGCUUCCUCCGGGCCCCCAGUUCAGACCUGGACACUGAUGCUGAGGGGGAUGACUUUGAACUUCUUGACCAGUCGGAGCUGAAUCAGCUGGACCCUGCCAGUUCCAGGAGCCACUGAGGCAGAGACUCCAUUUUUGGGGAGGGGGGGCACUGUGGUUUACGUUUUUUUUUCACCCCAUCCCACUUGAGGUGAAGGGGCGAGGGAAGAAUCCAGGUCCCAUCCCCUGAAUUCUGUUUGUGUGCUGGGUGGCCUGGUUGAUGCUCCAAGGCCUGCUUUGAGAGGAUACUCACACCCCUGCUACCAGCUGGAUACCACAUGAGCUCAGGCACCGAUGUGAGAGUGUGCUCCCCACGGGAGUCCUCUCCAUGAGGGUGGUACUUUUGGGGAACAGAGUAGUCAGGGGUUUGGUUCCCCUUUGAGGGGUGCUGCUGUUUUCCUUCCAGGUAUGGGUGCUCGGGGGCUCUCACUGAGAGAAGAGCCCAUUCUUCCUUUUGCUCAUCACCUCCCUAGAGCUUCCAAAGUCAGGCAGUGGCUGGGAGGGUUACAUUGUCUUCCUCUU